AGCGCUAGGUUUCGUUUAACUUGAUUUGGAAAAGAAAGUGAAACUUAAGUGAGAUCCCUAGCACUGGUUCUACACUACUAACUAUUCAGAUAUCGUUCGGUUCAGAUAUCAUAAGAGAAGCCUUCAGAGACUUUGCAGUGCAGAACAUCAGACAGAAGAUGUUUUUGGAGGAACUUAAGAAACUGGAGUGCCACUUCACUUGGGACUUACAGAAGGAAGAUGCAGAUCUUAAUUACCUGGAGAUCAAAUUCACUGAGAGUCUGUCAGUCCAAAGUGAUCAUAAAGGGAAUUUCAGACAGAGAGAAUUAAAUUUUUGUGCCUACAUCCAUCACUUGCAGGGCUUCAGUGACAAGGCACGUGAGUGUUUGGAAAAAGCAAAGGAAGUGCAAAAUGAUGAUUCAUACAAUAUAGUCACGUAUGGAAAUUUAGCCUGGUUGCACCAUCACAUGGCUGAUGAUAACAUGGCCAGAGUGUAUUUGGAGAAAUUGGCACAAAUCUCAGGAGCAUUCCCUAGUCCCGCAGAAGAGUUGCACCGUGAGGUCUUGAGUGAAAAGGCGUGGUCUUUUCUACGUUUCUCCAAAAAGCACUAUAUCAAGGCAAAAGAGAUCUUUCAGGAGGUUCUAGAGAAAGAACCAGAAGACAAGGAGUGGAAUACUGGCUAUGCCUUUGCACUGUUUCACCUGGAGGGCUUGGAGAUCAGGGAGGACAAACGCAUACCUUUUGAAGAGUCUCCUGCAGUGAGUCAGCUAAAGAGAGCGCUAAAACUUGAUCCAGACAAUGCCAUGAUCCAUGUCUUCAUGGGCCUCAAGUGCAACAAGAACGAGAGAAAUUCAGAAGCAUGGGGGCACAUGAAGCAAGCGCUAGACAUGGCUCCAUAUGACCUGAGUGUUGUCCUGAGUGUUGCUAAAUUCAUGAAGAAGGAGCAGUGCUAUGACAUGGCACUGGGAGUGCUGAAAAAAAUGUUGGAGAAAGCGCCGGACUCCUCACGUUUACAUCAUGAAAUCGGCAAUAAUUACCGCUGGAAAGCCAUGCAGUUGAGAGACAUACACAACCCAAAGCUCCUAAGCCAUUGCAUAUACCAUUUAGAAGAGGGAGCCCGCCUGAAUCCAGAUUUCAUCUACCCACAGAUUGAGUUAGCACUCAGGUAUGCUGAAGUUGGGAACUACACAAAAGCAAAGCAAAAGUUCCAAGAGUUGUUUGCACGCCCAAACCUGCAGCUGGCCGAUCUCCAGGCUUGGCAUCGCAUCUAUGGAGACUUCAAUAUGUACCGUCUAGGCUCAGAGGCAACAGCAGUUAAGCAUUACAAAGAGGGCAUGGCACUGCAAAAAGUUUCCACUGAAUGGAGGAUCUGCAAAAACAGACUCCACAAAGUCCUUCACAAUACUAGAAAUGAUGUGUACCAGAUUCGAGAGUUCAUGAAAUCUUUAAGAGAAAAUAAUGAGCGUACGGAGAAUUAGAUUAGUAUUCGGUUGUCCAAAAAAAAAAAAGAGUAACUUGUUAUCAAAUCACAUUGAAUUUUCCUUAAUCAUGAUUAAUGUCAAGUAUAUUACUACAAGAGCACUGCUUACCAUAUGAUCUUAACUUGAUUUUCUUUUUAUCUGUUGCAAUGGGUGACAUUUUUUAAAAAUGGUUUUGUUAUGGUGUGGAGGAAUUUUGCUGCCAUGUUUUGUCCCUUUAGACAGAAGUGCCUUUACCCUAUGAUGAAACAUUUCUAUCCUGAUUGGAGUGCUCCCUUCUAGCAACAAAAUCACCAGAACUCACUGAAUGGAUUGAUGAGCAUGAUCAUCAAGUCUUCCUCAAUUACAUAUCAACCCAACUGAACACCUACUGUAUGGAGAUUUUAGACUGACACUCUCCACGACCAUCAUCAGAACACCAAAACACCUAUGCUGCCAAUCUUCUUUUGGAAGAAUGGUGUUCAUCCCUCCAGUACAGUUCUAGAUACUUGUAGAAUUGGUAUCUAGGUGUGUUGAAGCUGUUCUGGUGGCUCAUGGUGGUGUUAUUACAAUAAAAAUGCAUGCUAUGUUGGUUUUUCCUAUAUACAGUGGUGCUUGAAAGUUUCAGAACCCUUUAGAAUUUUCUACAUUUCUGCAUAAAUAUGACCUAAAACAUCAGAUUUUCACACAAGUCCUCAAAGUUGAUAAAGAGAACCCAGUUAAACAAAGGAGACAAAAAUAUUAUACUUGGUCAUUUAUAUAUUGAGGAAAAUGAUCCAGUAUUACAGUAUCUGUGAGUGGCAAAAGUAUGUGAACCUUUGCUUUCAGUAUCAGGUGUGACCCCUUUGUGUAGCAACAACUGCAACUAAACAUUUCCAGUAACUAUUGAUCAGUCCUGCACAUCGGCUUGGAGUAAUUUUAGCACAUUCUUCAGUACAGAGCAGCUUCGACUCUGGGAUGUUGGGUUUCCUCACAUGAACUACUUACUGCAGGUUCUUCCACAACAUUUCUAUUGGAUUAAGGUCAGGACUUUGACUUCGCCAUUCUGAAAUAUUAAUUUUAUUCUUCUUUAACCAUUUUUUGGUAGAACGACUUGUGUGCUUAGGGACAUUGUCUUGUUGCAUGACUCACUUUCUCUUGAGAUUCAGUUCAUAGACAGAUAUCCUGACAUUUUCCUUUAGAAUAUUUUCUGGUAUACUUUAGAAUUCGUUGUUCCAUCAACGAUGACAAGUCGUGCUGGCCCAGAUGCAACAAAACAGACCCAAACCAUGAUACUUGGAGUGAUCUUCGUUGGUUGUCCACUCCUAGAGAGGGUAACAAUGGUCUUGAAUUUCCUCCAUUUGUACACAAUCCGUCUGACUGUGGUUUGGUGGAAUCCAAACUCUUUAGAGAUUUUGUAACCUUUACCUACAUGAUGAGCAUCAACAACUCUUUUUCUGCGGCCCUCAGAAAUCUCCUUUGUUUAUGCCAUGCUACACUUCCACAAACAUGUGUUGUGAAGAUCAGACUCUUCUUUAAAUAAAACAGGGCACUCACACUCACCUGAUUGUCAUCCCAUUGAUUGAAAACACCUGACUCUAAUUUCACCUUCAAAUUAAACUGCUAAUCCUAGAGGUUCACAUACUUUUGCCACUCACAUAUAAGUAAUAUUUAUUUAUUGAUCAUUUUCCUCAAUAAAUAAAGGACCAAAUAUAACAUUUUGUGUCUCAUUUGUUUAAUUGGGUUCUCUUUGUCUAUUUUUAGGACCUCUGUGAAAAUCUGUUUUAGGUCAUAUUUAUGCAGAUAUAUAGAAAAUUCUAAAGGGUUUACAAGCUUUCAUGCACCACUGUAUGUACAUAUAUUGUUCUGUUUUCUCUUACAUAUUGCUCUAGUGCACAACUAUAGAUCUAAAGAUCUUUCUCUGACAAUGAGUCAGCAGAACAGCCUUUUUAUAAUUGAAGCUCAUUUUUUUCUUGCCACCAUGACCCAAAAUUGAAGUCAGCUGGGCUUCUCAGUAUUUUUAUAAAUACCACAGAGCAAAGGUGGAUGUAAACUGUGUUAAACUAUAUAACGGAAUACACCUGUCUGGAAAUAUUUGAACUCAUUUAAAAAUAAUUUUAUGUAGGUCUUGCCUUUCCUGUAUACAUAUUAACAGUAUUUGGGUUUUAGUUUAAUAUUAGAUUAUCUAAACUUUUGCACAGCAUUGUUAAAGGGAAAACCAUUUGGAAACCGCAAGUUAACUGAAGGAUCUGAAUAAACCGCACAUGAUUAUCCAAAUCCUUCAGUUAACUUGCUGCUAUGCUUGUGGGCGUGUGUGCGUGUGUGUCACUCAAUUUCACACGCUCUGACUGAUCAGCAUGAUUGAAACUGCAAAUCAGGCCAAUUAUUUUCUGCUGCUUAUACAAAUAAAGGAAAUGUUUAGAA
Molecule: messenger RNA, 3839 nt
Organism: Ictalurus punctatus (channel catfish)
Lineage: Eukaryota; Metazoa; Chordata; Actinopteri; Siluriformes; Ictaluridae
Gene: ifit8
Product: interferon-induced protein with tetratricopeptide repeats 8
Exons: 2
Coding region: 159-1457 (432 amino acids)
Biological process (GO): defense response to virus
Cellular component (GO): cytosol
Molecular function (GO): protein binding
Source: RefSeq, a predicted model, not a curated record